UGUGUUGCCACUCUGACUCUCUCGGACCUGCAAGGAGCUGCAGUAGCGUUUCGGUUUCAGUGGCGCGCGCGUACUACUACGGCCGCGGUUCGAAUUUCGCGUGGACCGUGCGUACGACAUAGUAUAUUAAACGUAGUCGCCAGGAAAACCGUGACAGCCCGCGACGUGACGAAAAUCUAAAGAUUAUCGUACAGUGUACCGACGAUAGCUACGUAAAUCAUAGAUCGUAGAAUUUCGCGGUUCGCCCACAAAACACCUACACUGCACUACACAUAUUAUAUUAAUAAUAUUUAGGUCCGCGCCGCCAUCGCCGCUCUAAGCCCGACCGCGACAAGCGAUCGGUGGUAUACGUAAGGUACCUUAUAAUCUACCCACCUAUAUACUUACUUACAGACAGAUCGGCAGCGAUAGUACAAUGCUAGCGUCCAAAGCCGUGGCGUGUCUGCGCACGUUUUUCGCGGUCACAGCGUUGAUCGUCGGCCGUUGCGCGGGCAGGCCAGCGUCUGUUGGGGCCGGAGUUCCGGACCACGGCGGUAGCGAUGCAAACCAGAAGGAUUCGCUACCGUUCCAGCACACCAUCAUCGAAGUGUCCCCGGGUCAGACGGCCGUGCUCCGGUGUCCCAGCAACGACGAACAACACAGGUUUCAGUUCUGGUGGAUGAAACCUGACCAGAUCAUCGGGCCCGGCACCGCGCCCAACAGCGACAAGUUCAAAUACGAAGUGCUCACCGGCACGCUUUACAUAAAGCAAGUAACAGCUCAAGAAAGCGGGAUCUACACUUGCGUCUGUAAAAAUCUAAAAAACAUAUCGCUAUCGGCGAGGUCGGUACAACUGGAAAUAAAAAAGGAAUGGAAAGACCUCUGGGAAAAUGACUACACGGUCAACAGCAUACGAGUGGCGGCUGUCUUGAGCGUGAUGGUGUUGCUGUUACUAUUGUUGUAUCUGUUUUACCUAACGGCAUACAAAAAUAGUAACAGAACGUUACACUUUAGAGAAGAUUAUUCGGACGAAGAUGUAUCGAUGGACAGGCAGAUGUACAGAAAGACCAACAUAAUGAAAGAAAACAUGUUUCAACACGGCAUAGACAACCCGACGCUGGAAAAGGAAGCGGCCCAAGUAAAAAAUAACGGAGAGACGAAGGCGUAAUAGCGGAUGCAAUAACACAGUCGGUACGAAAAAUGUAGUUCCUUAUCGGAGAAAGACUGUUCCGAUUAAUAUUUCUUCAUUUUUCUCCGUUUUUAUAUAGUGAAUGUAUAUAUAAUAUAUAUAAAAAAAUACGAAUAAUCUAAUUGUAUAAAAAAUAUAUGAACAAAAAAUUAUACAAAAAUAUUAUAUACUUA
Rhopalosiphum maidis (corn leaf aphid) is the source of this 1341-nucleotide messenger RNA. RefSeq lists its product as uncharacterized. Bases 416 to 1147 code for a protein of 243 amino acids. Lineage: Eukaryota; Metazoa; Arthropoda; Insecta; Hemiptera; Aphididae. The record is from RefSeq and is a predicted model, not a curated record. The transcript has 5 exons.